AGCCCGUCGAAAACCCGAGGUUACGCCCGUCUGAGGCGGAGAGCAGCGCCCGGAGGAGGUGGAGCGCGACGGCAGCUCCUCACCGAACCCGGAAAGCAGUUCGGAGGUCUCUCGACCGGACCAGAAGCGCGUUAGCUCGCGGGAAUGCUAUCAAGCUAAGGUCAAGAAGCCGCAUAGUCUGACAGCAGCUAACGGGGACCGGAGAGCCGCGCGGCGGGUUCACAUUCUGAAUCCAGACAGAACCGAGAGCCUGGUGAGGGCGUGGAGCCCUACGUCUCCUGCAGCCCCGCCCUCUUCACCCCCCCACCCUCUGCCCUCAUUGGUUUUCUGUUCUACUGUGGGUGGAUCGUGGCGCUCUGAUUGGAGGCUUACAAAGGUGGGGUUUCGGUCUGGCGCCGCCUCCCCCGGGGGCCGGCGUGCGCUCCCAGCAGCCUGUGGUGCCCUGCGCCCCCCCCUCCACAUCACUGCACACUAGAGCCCAUGCCCAGGGAGGAAGCGCGGUGCGUCCGCCAGGAGCCAUGUGCCUCCCUCAUACCAACAACAUGGACAGCAAGAUACAGGGGGCAGGGCCAGGGGGAGGAGCUUUACUUCAGCGACAAGCAGGGGGCGUUCCUUUGGAGCCCUUCAUCCACCAGGUGGGGGGCCACACCAGCAUGAUGCGGUAUGAUGACCACACGGUGUGCAAGCCUCUGAUCAGCAGAGAACAGCGCUUCUAUGAGUCCCUUCCUCCAGAGAUGAAGGAGUUCACUCCAGAAUACAAAGGUGUGGUGCUGGUGUGUUUUGAAGGGGACUCGGAUGGAUACAUCAACCUGGUGGCGUACCCCCACGUUGAGAGCAACAUGGAGGGCGGAGCUAUGGAGCACGAGGAGCGAGAUCCCCAGGAGAGGGAGCAGCCGAGGAGGAAGCAUUCCCGCCGCAGCCUCCACCGCUGCUCCUCCUCCUCUGAGCACAGGGAGGAGCGGGCUGACAGGAAGGAGGCGCACGACAAUGAUCCCCCAGACAAUCUGACAGAGCUGAAGAGUCCCAGGAUCGACACCAAGAUCUACUCAGAGGUCCCCUUCCAAAUGCUGGACUGGAACAGCGGCAUCACCUCGGAGAAGAUCAGCCACAACCCGUGGAGCUUGCGCUGCCACAAACAGCAGCUCAGCCGGAUGAGGUCCGAGUCCAAAGACCGCAAACUCUUCAAGUUCCUGCUGUUGGAGAACGUGGUCCAUCACUUCUCGUACCCCUGCAUCCUGGACCUGAAGAUGGGGACGCGGCAGCAUGGAGACGACGCCUCCGAGGAGAAGGCGGCCAGACAGAUGAAGAAAUGUGAGCAGAGCACGUCGGCCACGCUGGGGGUCCGAGUGUGUGGCAUGCAGGUGUACCAGCCCAGCACCGGCCACUACCUUUGCAGGAACAAGUACUACGGCCGCGGCCUGUCAAGCGACGGCUUUCGCCAGGCACUCUACCAGUACUUGCACAACGGGAGGUGUCUGAGGCAGGACCUCUUUGAGCCAAUCCUGAAUAAGCUCCGCCGUCUGAAGGAGGUGCUGGAGAAGCAGGCAUCCUACCGCUUCUACUCCUCCUCCCUGCUCAUCAUCUACGAGGGGAAGCCUUCGAUUCCCAAACCUGGACAUCUCCCAAGCCGGCAGCAGCGUCCCCCUGGAGCACCUUCGGAGCCGCACUGCAUUUCAGGAUCAGGUGCUGCUGAUGGUUGGUGCCAAACCAGUGAGAACACCGAUCAGGACCCUCCCCCUGCCCAGGGGACCGGACAUGUAGCCCCGCCCCCCUCGCCUCCAACUCCGCCCACCAAGUCAGACUCCGUCACCCGACUCUCGCCCCUCUCUCAUGCACCCCUACUGUCCCCAGCCCCCAGCAUGGUUUCCCCUCCGCCACACCACCAGCUCCCCCAGGUGGACCUUCGCAUGAUCGACUUCGCCCACUCCACUUUCAAGGGUUUCCGUGGCGACACGGCCGUCCAUGACGGGCCGGACCAGGGCUACGUGUUCGGACUGGAGAGCCUGAUCGAGAUCCUGGAGAGCCUUCGAGAGGAGAACCUGCCGUAGCCCAGAAGCAGUACUCAUGUGUGGGCGUGUCCUCGUGAGAAACACCGCCAAUUUUCAAAUAAACCUCCUCCGCCCAGAGACGAGCCACUCCGACUCACUUUUAGGCUGUCGGACAAACAGUUCAGGCUAGGCCAUGAUGUUCUCCAGAACAUUCUACAGUCAUGUUACCACAGCAACGGCUGAGGGGGUCAAACACAUAUGGAAAGAUGAGGAAACCUUUCUCUGUGUUGUCUCUGUUCUUGUGAAGACCUCCGUGAUAAAUGCAUUCCACCUUGGCGUCUAGCAGAUCCUUGCCGCGUUUUGCAGGCGGAGCGGGACGCAGCGACAGACGUGCGUCCCGCUCCGAGCAUGGAUUUAAUUUCCGUCAGUUUGUCAUUACCAUAGCAGCCUUCCUGUCAUGAACACGUCUGAAGAGCUUCAUGUUAGCAGUAAGAAGGGAUGACCCACUUAUGUCUGCGAGGUGUUGAAAAGCAGCUGAGGGGAUCAUCGGAACAGAAGAUUCACAGUUUUAUUUUUCUGCUUCUGCAGGAACUGACUGUGACUUUAAUUUUACAGCUGGAAAUCCACCACCAACCAACUGCUGUUAAAUGUGGAGAAGACAGAUGAAAAUCUGCCAUUUGUUUUCUGUCUCAGAGGAACGUCUUCAGAAACACUCACAGACAGAACUUCUCGCUCCAGAACCCGGAGAGCAGAGUGACGUCUUCAGAAAGCUGGUCCUCACCGAGAUAGACAAACAGGCGUAAGUGCGAGCAGCUGCUGUUGGAGCCGUCUGACGGCGGAGUGGGACAGAGCAUCCGCUCUCAUUUCCAGGGACUAACCCCCCCGUCAGUACUCAGCCUUUUGUUUUCUCAAACCAAACCCGGUCUCGUGGACGGACCUUUUCAUGCGUUACCUCAAAAACGCUCUCAGAAAUGCAUCUGAGCUCCAGUCAAAGCAAUAGGAGGCAAUGAGGGAGUUUCUCCUGCAUCCGCCGCAGGAGGAGAGGAGAGACUGAGGAAAUCUUCCUCCUCCAGCAUCAUGGGGACAGGAAGUAGACUUGUUUUUUUUUUUUUUUUGCACAACAGGUUUGGGGAUGACAGACGUCAGUCCUGCGUGAUGUCGUCCACUGGAUCACUGCAUGGAGACGCUCUGCCAAACCUGGUUGAUCCUCACGUCUGUGAUUGUAAACAAAUCUCAUGAAAAGAUCCGCAAAGCUGAAGCAGUCCCUUUUUUAAUUGUUGCUUACUAAAUAUUUAAAAGAAAAAACAGGUUGAGCUGCUUUGGGAUAAAAAUGUAAAAACACAAUCUAAAUUUCCUGACAAAUCCUCGAUUUUAAAAAAUCUGCUGGUUUAAAUGUUUUUAAAUAGUUUUAUCCUUGUAUGUAAAUUCAAAGCUGCCCGGGAGUUCCUCUGGAAACUGUUCUGGAUUUGUUCCUACCAAGGAAAGGAUCUGGACACCAGCAGAACCCGGCAGUUUCAUGAGACUUGUUAGCGAUCUCUCAAAAAUCGGGGAACACCAGCCAUCUUGUGAGUGACUGUUUGAUAAAAGUAUUUUUCAUGUGCUGUAUAUGUGUAUGUACACAGACAGGCAUGUACCUCUGUGUUUCAGGGGUUAAGUUUGACUAUAUGGAGUUGAAUUUAAAUCUGCCCUGUCUCAAAAGUUCAACAAAUAUAUAUAUAUAUAUAUAUAUAUAUAUAUAAAGUAUAUAUAUAUUUGUAUGUCAUUAUCUAUUGAGAAUCAUGGUCAGCAUAUUUAAUGACUUCCUGUCGGAUCUGAUAGAUCCAGAUUAGAUUGUGUUAGCCAAUCAGAUGUGUCCAUUUGUACUCCUUAAAAGAAAAAAAAAGAAAGCAGUCCCUCAGGCUGGCCUUGAUGCAGCACUGCCCCCUGCUGGACAGCCUCAGGAACUGGAGUAAAGGGACGGCGUGAAGAGAAGAAAUAUUUUACUUUGGGUUUAACAAGGUAAUAAUUUAUUUUUUUAAACAUGAAUCUACCCACACGUGCAGGUUUGUCUUUUACACGUCUGCCCUUCAGAGACAUAUAGAACAGUCUACAGUAUUAUAGGACGUUCUGCUGCUUCCGCUGCAGGUUCCAGACCUCACUUUGCUGCACUUCUGCCCGCAGCCCUGCAGGGAAAUGUGCGUGUUAGAAAUGCUGCAGGAACCGGAGUUCGUUUCCUGUACAUCAGCAAUGUGAAGAUUGUCCUCAGUAAAUGGUGGAACAUAUUUAGCUGCAUCUUUCUGUGAUUUCAUCCUGACUGUGAGAACAGUUGACAUGAGAAAGAUUAAAUCUUUCCAGAAGCU
Oryzias melastigma (Indian medaka) is the source of this 4327-nucleotide messenger RNA. RefSeq names its product inositol hexakisphosphate kinase 1 (gene ip6k1). Lineage: Eukaryota; Metazoa; Chordata; Actinopteri; Beloniformes; Adrianichthyidae. The record is from RefSeq and is a predicted model, not a curated record. Gene Ontology annotation, cellular component: cytoplasm; nucleus. Gene Ontology annotation, molecular function: inositol hexakisphosphate kinase activity. Gene Ontology annotation, biological process: inositol phosphate biosynthetic process; phosphatidylinositol phosphate biosynthetic process.